This is a messenger RNA of Fraxinus pennsylvanica, 2088 nucleotides long. Lineage: Eukaryota; Viridiplantae; Streptophyta; Magnoliopsida; Lamiales; Oleaceae. The record is from the annotation of a GenBank genome assembly.
AUGAGGAAACGAGAUUUAGCGAUUCUGAUUCUCUCCGCUUUCGCCAUUUUCUUCUCUCUUCAGCACGAGGGUGAUUUUUCGUUCAAAGAGGCAUGGUUACAUCUCACUGAUGAGUAUCCAAUAAAAUAUGAGGCCGAGCGUCUCCCGCCUCCAAUUGUGGCCGAUCUCAAUGGCGACGGGAAAAAUGAGGUUCUUGUGGCUACCAAUGAUGCAAAAAUCCAGGUUUUGAAUCCUCACAUGAGGCGUGUGGAUGAAGGGUUCAGUGAUGCACGGGUUCUGGCAGAAGUGUCACUCUUGCCUGACAAACUCCGUAUAGCAACAGGGAGACGUGCUGUUGCAAUGGCCACUGGUGUUAUUGACCGCAAUUACAAUAAAAGGGAACCACGAAAACAGGUGUUAGUUGUGGUUACAUCAGGCUGGUCUGUCAUGUGUUUUGAUCACAACCUAAAGAAACUGUGGGAUGUAAAUUUACAGAAGGAUUUUCCUCACAACGCUCAUCACAGGGAAAUUGCUAUCUCCAUUAGUAAUUAUACAGUAAAGCAUGGAGAUACUGGUUUGGUGAUUGUUGGUGGGAGAAUGGAGAUGCAGCCACAUAUGCAUAUAGAUCCUUUUGAGGAGAUUGAGAUUGCUGAGAAAAGUGCUGAGGAGCAUAGAAGAAGUGCUACUGAGAAGGAAGGGUCUGAAAAUGCAGGAACUAUAGAUUUACGCCAUUUCGCUUUUUAUGCUUUUGCGGGUAAAACUGGCGAACUUCGUUGGAGCAGAAAGAAUGAGAAUACUGAAUCUCAGUCAUCAGAUGCAUCACAAUUAAUACCACAGCACAAUUACAAGCUUGAUGUUCAUGCAUUGAACAGUCGCCAUCCUGGAGAAUUUGAAUGCAGGGAAUUUAGAGAAUCAAUUCUAGGUGUCAUGCCUCACCAUUGGGAUCAUCGUGAAGACACUUUGUUAAAGCUGGCACACUUCAGGCGGCACAAAAGGAAAUCACUAAAGAAACUACCUGGCAAGACUGCCAACUUCCCUUUCCACAAGCCCGAGGAAAAGCAUACUCCUGGAAAGGAUGGAACAAAAAAAGUUUCAAAUGUGAUUGAGAAGGCUGUUAAUAUUGCUAAAUCUGCAAAGACCAAGAAACCUUUGCCUUAUAUACCUACCAUAACAAAUCACACUCAGCUCUGGUGGGUUCCAAAUGUCGUUGUUGCUCAUCAAAAAGAGGGGAUUGAAGCAGUUCAUUUGGCUUCUGGCCGUACUCUGUGUAAGCUUCAUCUUCAAGAAGGUGGUCUUCAUGCUGAUAUUAAUGGAGAUGGUGUCCUAGAUCAUGUCCAGGUUGUUGGUAGAAAUGGUGCUGAUACAGUAAGUGGAUCCAUGGAAGUGCUCCAUCGCUGUUGGGCUGUUGCUACAUCUGGCGUGCCAGUUCGAGAACAGCUUUUUAAUGCUUCUAUAUGUCAUUAUUCCCCUUUUAACUUGUUCCAGCAUGGAGAAUUUUCUAGAAGCUUUAGUCAAAAUCUGGAUGUUAAUUCAUUAGAAGUUGCAACACCCAUUCUCGUCACAAGAAAUGAUGGUCAUAGGCAUCGUAAGGGAAGCCACGGUGAUGUUGUCUUUUUAACGAGUCGAGGCGAGGUAACAUCAUACUCUCCCGGCGUGCAUGGACAUGAUGCUGAAUGGAAUUGGCAGCUUUUGACUGGUGCUACAUGGUCAAACCCUUCAUCACCGUCAGGGAUGAUGGAGGCUGGUACUGUGGUCCCCACACUAAAGGCAUUCCCAUUACGCGUACAUGAUAGUCAAGAAUUGAUCCUCGCUGCUGGAGACCAAGAAGCUGUAGUGUUAUCUCCUGGUGGAAGUUUGUUGACAAGUUUUGAUCUUCCUGCUCCUCCUACACAUGCAUUAGUGUGCGAUGACUUCUCAAACGACGGGCUGACAGAUGUUAUUCUUGUGACUUCAAAUGGAGUGUAUGGCUUCGUUCAGACAAGGCAACCUGGCGCUCUCUUCUUUAGCACACUAGUUGGUUGCCUUAUAAUUGUGAUGGCAGUGCUAUUUGUCUCCCAGUACUUGCACUCUAGCAAAGGAAAGCCUCGGACAUCUACAACCCAAUUCUAA